This is a messenger RNA of Arabidopsis thaliana (thale cress), 2361 nucleotides long. It is a transcript of the gene LRX2, whose product is annotated as leucine-rich repeat/extensin 2. The transcript has a single exon. The record is from RefSeq and is marked reviewed. Lineage: Eukaryota; Viridiplantae; Streptophyta; Magnoliopsida; Brassicales; Brassicaceae. Bases 1 to 2361 code for a protein of 786 amino acids.
AUGUUGUUGUUUCCUUCUACUUCUUUACGUCUCUUCUUCUUUCUCUUCCUCUUGUUCUCCUCUUGUUUCUUACAGAUUAGAGGAGAUGAUGAUGAUGAUGAUAUAAGCGAUGAUAAUAUCAAAGUCGACCCGAGUCUCAAGUUCGAAAACCCAAGUCUUCGACAAGCCUACAUUGCUCUUCAAUCAUGGAAACAAGCUAUUUUCUCUGAUCCUUUUAACUUCACUGCUAAUUGGAAUGGCUCUGAUGUUUGUUCCUACAACGGUAUCUUUUGUGCUCCUUCUCCUUCUAGUCCGAAAACUCGAGUUGUUGCGGGUAUUGACCUUAACCAUGCGGACAUGGCUGGUUAUUUACCUCGUGAGCUUGGUCUUCUCACUGAUCUUGCUCUCUUUCAUCUCAACUCAAACCGCUUUUGUGGAGAAGUACCUCUCACGUUUAAACACAUGAAGCUUCUCUUCGAGCUUGACUUAAGUAACAACCGUUUUGUUGGGAAGUUCCCUAAUGUUGUCUUGUCUUUACCUUCCCUCAAGUUCUUGGAUCUUCGGUACAACGAGUUUGAAGGUAGUAUCCCUUCGAAGCUAUUCGAUAAAGAGCUCGACGCGAUAUUCUUAAACCAUAACCGGUUUAUGUUUGGGAUACCCGAAAACAUGGGAAACUCUCCGGUGUCUGCUCUAGUUCUUGCGGAUAAUGAUCUUGGAGGUUGCAUACCGGGAAGUAUCGGUUUAAUGGGAAAGACUCUCAACGAGAUCAUCCUCUCUAACGAUAACUUAACCGGUUGCUUACCACCACAGAUUGGGAAUCUCAAGAAUGUGACGGUUUUCGAUAUCAGUUUCAACCGUUUAAGCGGUCCAUUGCCAUCAAGCAUUGGAAACAUGAAGAGUUUGGAACAGCUCAAUGUUGCUAACAAUAGAUUCACAGGAGUUAUACCAAGCAGCAUUUGUCAGCUCUCUAACCUUGAGAACUUCACUUAUUCUUCCAACUUCUUCACCGGUGAUGCCCCGAGAUGUGUGGCUCUUUUGGGAGACAAUGUGGUGGUUAAUGGCUCGAUGAAUUGUAUUGAUGGUAAAGAAGAUCAAAGAUCGUCUAAAGAGUGUUCUUCUCCAGCCUCACGCUCUGUUGAUUGUAGUAAGUUUGGGUGUAACAACUUUUUCUCUCCUCCACCACCGUCUUUUAAGAUGUCACCCACCGUUCGAGUACUUCCUCCACCGCCUCCGUCUUCCAAGAUGUCGCCUACAUUUAGAGCAACUCCGCCACCGCCGUCUUCUAAGAUGUCACCAUCUUUUAGAGCAACUCCGCCACCGCCUUCUUCUAAAAUGUCGCCUUCUUUUAGAGCAACUCCGCCACCACCUUCUUCUAAGAUGUCGCCUUCCGUCAAGGCGUAUCCUCCUCCUCCACCACCGCCAGAGUAUGAGCCAUCUCCGCCUCCUCCUUCUUCCGAAAUGUCACCUUCCGUUAGGGCAUACCCUCCACCACCACCACUAUCACCACCACCACCAUCUCCUCCUCCACCAUACAUCUACUCAUCUCCUCCACCACCGUCACCAUCUCCUCCUCCGCCAUACAUUUACUCAUCUCCUCCGCCCGUAGUUAACUGUCCACCCACAACACAAAGUCCCCCACCUCCGAAAUAUGAGCAAACUCCUUCACCAAGGGAAUACUAUCCAUCACCUUCACCACCUUACUACCAAUACACGUCUUCUCCGCCACCGCCUACUUACUACGCCACUCAAUCUCCACCGCCACCACCACCGCCUACUUACUACGCUGUUCAAUCUCCCCCGCCACCACCACCGGUAUACUACCCACCUGUAACAGCAAGUCCUCCUCCACCACCGGUCUACUAUACACCGGUUAUACAAUCUCCUCCUCCUCCACCGGUUUACUAUUCACCUGUUACCCAAAGUCCUCCACCACCACCACCGGUUUACUAUCCCCCGGUAACACAAAGUCCACCACCAUCACCGGUCUACUAUCCGCCAGUUACCCAAAGUCCACCUCCCCCACCAGUUUAUUAUCUUCCAGUAACUCAAAGCCCUCCACCGCCAUCACCAGUCUACUAUCCACCGGUAGCAAAAAGCCCUCCACCACCAUCACCAGUCUACUAUCCACCGGUAACACAAAGCCCACCUCCACCGUCAACACCAGUUGAGUACCAUCCACCGGCAAGCCCAAACCAGUCUCCACCACCGGAGUAUCAAUCACCACCACCAAAGGGAUGCAACGACAGUCCAAGUAACGACCAUCACUACCAAACACCAACACCACCUUCUCUGCCGCCUCCAUAUUACGAAGACACACCUCUUCCGCCUAUCCGCGGUGUCUCUUAUGCGUCUCCUCCUCCACCAUCAAUCCCAUACUACUAA